AUGCAGAGUUUCAAAAUCCUAACGUGGAACUGCCGGGGUCUUAACAAUAUCGAGACCCAAGAUGCCCUAGUUAAUAUUGUACGACAGCGAAACCCCAGUAUCGUUUUUCUGUCGGAAACCCUAGCUACACCAGAUCUGCUCAAUGAUAUUCGUCGACGUAUAGGGUUUGAUGGUGUACUUUGUUCACCAAGAGAAGAUGAUUGUCGCGGCCUGGGACUCUUCUGGAGGAAUGAGAUCCCUCUGCGUCUCCGGAAUUACUCGGCCAACCACAUCGAUGCAGAAGUAGGAGUGGUUGGCUCAGAAGGUGUGUUUCGUUUUACAGGCAUAUAUGGUGUGGCAACAACGGCAAAUCGGAGUAUUACCUGGAACCUACUUAGAACCCUAGCAGCACAGGUUCACAUCCCCUGGUUAAUUGCGGGGGAUUUCAAUGAAAUCCUGGACCUGGCAGACAAGUCGGGUGACCCUGCUCGGAGUGUCCACCAAAUGAACAGGUUCCGUCAAGCUCUGGUGGAUUGUGGUCUAAUGGAUAUGGGGUUUGUGGGUUCUCGGUUCACAUGGGCCAAUCGAUUCACCAAAGAACGCCUCGAUAGGGCAUUUCAGAACUUCCAGUGGAGAGAGUUGUACCCUUUUUCCCCUGUGAUCACUCUGCCUCUAAGUCGCUCGGAUCACUGUCCUUUACUCCUUGAGACUAAUCCUGAUCGGCCUCCAGUGCGUCGCCCUCCUCGGCGUUUUCGAUUUGAAGAAAUGUGGCUGAGUCAUGCAGACUGUGAGAACGUCGUCAAGACAGGUUGGAUGGUGCCUACCACGGGUGCGUCGAUGGCCCAAGUAGGUCGCAAGAUAAAAAAAACGGGGAACUUGAUUCUCAGUUGGCAUGAAGGGGUUUUCCAACAACGACAGGUUGAGAUGAAACUAAUUCAAAGCAAGUUGGAUGUGAUUAUGCGAACUGACCACCAGCAUUCCCAUUUUCAGGAGAUCAGGGGCCUCCAAUUUAGGUUGAACGAAUUACUUUCGAUCAAUGAGACAUAUUGGAGACAACGCUCCAAAGUCCAAUGGCUUCGGGAGGGUGAUCGUAAUACUAGUUUCUUUCAUCGAAGAGCAUCGAAUCGAAGAAGUAGAAAUCGUGUCAAGGGUUUGAUGAUCGAGGAUGGUCAGUGGACUAGUAAACCUGGCGAAGUAGAGAAUAUUCUCCUUAGGUAUUAUGAGACUAUUUUCCGUGCUGAGCAGUCUGAUCCGGUGGCUACAGCUUCCAAAGUGCUUGCUAACAGGUUGAAAAAGCUUCUCCCAAGUAUUAUUUCUCCACUCCAAAGUGCCUUCGUCCCUGGUCGACUCAUCUCGGACAAUACUCUUGUAGCCACGAAGGUAGCACAUUUUAUGAAAAAGCUUCGCCGACAGGCAGAGGGCUUCUUUUCUUUGAAGUUGGACAUCUCAAAAGCCUAUGACAGGCUUGAGUUGUGUUAUCUGGAGGCUAUUUUAGUGAAACUUGGUUUCUGCCGAGCUUGGGUGGAUGUGAUCUUGGCUUCUAUCAAGUCAGUAAGUUACUCUAUUCUCAUUAAUGGUAACCCUACUGGCUUUAUUUUACCAACAAGGGGCAUCAGACAAGGGGAUCCCCUAUCCCCGUACCUAUUUAUUCUCUGUGCAGAAGGUCUUUCUGCUUUAAUUUCUUCAGCUGUUCAGACUGGGACAAUUCGGGGUCUUACCAUGUCACCUUCUGCCCCAACUAUCCACCACCUACUGUUUGCUGAUGAUAGCUUUCUGUUUAGGGAAGCUUCUAUUCGAGAAUGUCAGGCCUUUAAGAAUAUUCUCUCAAUUUAUGCUCGGGCUUCAGGUCAGAAGAAUAAUCUAGAGAAAUCUAGUGUGGUUUUUAGUGGUAAUGUGGGACUCCAAUUACGAACUCAUCUAGCCUCUAUUCUCGGUGUUAAAUGUGUUAAGGAGCAUGGUCUGUACCUAGGCCUACCGAUUCACGUGGGGCAUGAAAAAACAGCUAUAUUUGCUUACUUGAAGGAGAGGCUCACCAAGAAAUUGAUCAGUUGGAGAUCCAAGAUUCUUAGUGCAGGGGGUAAGGAGCUACUUAUUAAAGUUGUGGCUCAGGCUUUACCAAAUUAUGUCAUGAAUUGUUAUCUGCUCCCCAAAUCCCUCUGUGAUGAUCUCCAGCAACUAUGUGCCCAAUUCUUUUGGGGAAGCACUGAUGAAAAACGUAAGAUACAUUGGAGGUCUUGGGAACGCAUGUGUAUUCCAAAGGAACAUGGGGGUUUAGGCUUUAAACACCUUUACGCACACAAUCUAGCCAUGUUAUCAAAGCAAGGUUGGAGGCUUUUGUCCAACCCUAACUCCCUUGUGGCUCAGGUGUUCAAAGCUGUUUACUAUCCUAAUGGUUCUUUUCUCACGGCUAAUUUGGGAGAUAGGCCAUCUUAUUCUUGGCGUAGUAUCCUGGAGGCCAGACCAGUAAUCCAAGCUGGCUUAUUUUGGCGAAUUGGUAAUGGGAUUUCAGUUAAUAUAUGGGAAGAUGAAUGGAUUCCUAAUGUGGCUGCCCACUCCAUUGUUAGACCAUCGGACACUGUUUUUGAACUCGUUUCGGAUUUGAUUGAGGUUAGAACUGGGUCAUGGGACCAAGCGACUGUUCAUGCAUGUUUUGAAGUCGAGAUUGCCAUGCACGUACUAUCCAUUCCUCUCAGUCGACGGUUCGGGCCCGACAAGAUUGCUUGGAAGUAUGAUAAGAAGGGUUGGUUCUCGGUAAAAUCUGCUUAUAUGGUAGCUCGUGAGUUUUCCAUUGGAAACGUAUUUGCUGCUCCUUCAGCUGGAGAUCCAUAUGUUCAGCUCUAG
This is a messenger RNA of Rosa rugosa (rugosa rose), 2820 nucleotides long. RefSeq lists its product as uncharacterized. The record is from RefSeq and is a predicted model, not a curated record. The transcript is spliced from 2 exons. NCBI's taxonomy places the organism in Eukaryota, Viridiplantae, Streptophyta, Magnoliopsida, Rosales, Rosaceae. The coding region runs from base 1 to 2820 and encodes 939 amino acids. Gene Ontology annotation, molecular function: catalytic activity.